Messenger RNA from Cynara cardunculus var. scolymus (artichoke), 2702 nucleotides. RefSeq names its product cullin-4-like. The transcript has 17 exons. Gene Ontology annotation, molecular function: ubiquitin protein ligase binding. Lineage: Eukaryota; Viridiplantae; Streptophyta; Magnoliopsida; Asterales; Asteraceae. Bases 119 to 2506 code for a protein of 795 amino acids. Gene Ontology annotation, biological process: protein ubiquitination; ubiquitin-dependent protein catabolic process. Gene Ontology annotation, cellular component: cullin-RING ubiquitin ligase complex. The record is from RefSeq and is a predicted model, not a curated record.
UCUCUCUCAACCCAACACUUCCACCUUCAAAACCCACCUCACCACCACCAUCACCACCACCAACCGCUCCUCUCUUAUCGCUGCAUCUGCAACCCACGGAGGAGCUCAUUUUCCGGCCAUGAAGAAGGCCAAGUCCCAGGCCGUUGCCUGCUCUCUCGACUCCAAAAAUGGCAUCAAACAACACCACUUUGAUGAUGCUACUACUAAUUCUUCUGUCGACCCUUUUUCCAUGAUCGAGGAUCACGCUGAAACCGAUGUUGUUGAUUCCGAUAGUGCACGCGCCUCCUCUUCUGGCGGCUUCACCGCCAAUUUGGCUCGUAAAAAAGCAAUACCUCCUCAGCCUGCUAAGAAGCUUGUUAUCAAGCUACUCAAAGCCAAGCCGACCUUGCCUACAAACUUCGAAGAGAAUACAUGGGCAGUUUUGAAGUCAGCUAUUAGUGCCAUAUUCUUGAAGCAGCCAGAUUUUUGUGACCUAGAGAAGCUUUAUCAGGCUGUCAAUGAUCUUUGCCUACACAAGAUGGGGGGAAAUCUUUACCAACGGAUUGAAAAGGAGUGUGAAUCCCAUAUAUCUGCCACUUUACAAUCUUUAGUUGGCCAAAGUGAAGAUCUAGUAGUUUUCUUAUCGCUUGUAGAGACAACCUGGCAAGAUUUUUGUGACCAACUGUUGAUGAUCCGGGGAAUAGCGUUGUAUCUUGACCGUACAUAUGUGAAACAAACUACAAAUGUGCGAUCGUUAUGGGACAUGGGCUUGCAACUGUUUCGAAAGCAUUUAUCAAUAGCUUCAGAAGUUGAGCACAAAACAGUAUUUGGCCUUUUGAAAAUGAUCGAGAGCGAGAGAUUAGGUGAAGCAGUUGAUCGGACCCUGCUUAACCAUCUUUUGAAGAUGUUCACUGCAUUGGGAAUUUACUCCGAGAGUUUCGAGAAGCCCUUCCUUGACUGUACAUCGGAGUUCUAUGCAGCUGAAGGAGUAAAAUACAUGCAGCAAUCAGAUGUUUCAGAUUAUUUGAAACAUGUGGAGGUAAGAUUGCAUGAAGAGCAUGACAGAUGUGUACUCUAUCUGGAUGCUAGUACAAGAAAGCCGUUACUAGCCACUGCUGAAAGACAACUCCUUGAGCGCCAUAUUGCUGCAAUACUUGAGAAGGGUUUCAUUAUGUUGAUGGAUGGUAGUCGAAUUCAAGAUCUCCAAAGGAUGUAUGUGCUCCUGUGUAGAGUAAAUGCCCUCGAAUCCUUACGACAGGCCCUUAGCUCAUACAUCCGACGAACGGGCCAGAGCAUAGUAACUGAUGAAGAAAAAGACAAAGACAUGGUCUUCUCCCUUUUAGAAUUUAAGGCAUCUCUUGAUGCAAUAUGGGAAGAUAGCUUUUCAAAGAAUGAAGCCUUUUGCAACACGAUCAAAGAAGCAUUUGAGCAUCUUAUCAAUAUCCGCCAGAACCGGCCAGCUGAGUUGAUUGCAAAAUUUUUGGAUGAGAAACUCCGUGCUGGAAAUAAGGGUACAUCAGAGGAAGAGUUGGAGGGCACUCUUGAUAAAGUGUUAGUUCUGUUCAGAUUUAUACAGGGUAAGGAUGUGUUCGAGGCGUUCUAUAAGAAGGAUCUUGCAAAAAGGCUACUGCUUGGAAAGAGUGCAUCGAUUGAUGCUGAAAAGUCCAUGAUCUCUAAGUUAAAAACUGAAUGUGGCAGUCAGUUUACAAACAAGCUUGAAGGAAUGUUCAAGGACAUCGAGUUAUCAAAAGAAAUAAAUGAAUCUUUCAAGCAAUCAUCUCAAGCUAGGACAAAACUUCCAUCAGGAAUCGAGAUGAGUGUUCAUGUCUUGACAACAGGGUAUUGGCCAACAUAUCCACUGAUGGAUGUUCGCCUUCCCCAUGAACUAAAUGUGUAUCAGGACAUUUUUAAAGAGUUUUACUUGAGCAAAUACAGUGGUAGGCGGUUAAUGUGGCAAAAUUCAUUGGGUCACUGUGUUCUGAAAGCAGAAUUUCCCAAAGGUAAAAAGGAGUUGGCAGUUUCUUUAUUUCAGACUGUUGUUUUGAUGCUGUUCAAUGAUGCACAAAAGCUUAGUUUUCAAGAUAUCAAGGAUGCCACGUGCAUCGAGGACAAGGAACUGAGGAGAACUCUGCAAUCCCUUGCUUGCGGAAAAGUUCGUGUCCUCCAAAAGAAUCCAAAAGGCAGGGAGGUGGAUGACAAUGAUUCCUUUAUGUUCAAUGAUGUAUUUACUGCUCCUCUUUAUCGUAUAAAGGUUAACGCUAUCCAGCUGAAGGAAACUGUUGAAGAAAACACAAGCACGACAGAGAGAGUGUUUCAAGAUCGUCAAUAUCAGGUUGAUGCUGCUAUUGUUCGGAUUAUGAAGACCAGAAAAGUGCUGAGUCACACGCUUUUGAUUACGGAACUCUUUCAGCAGCUGAAGUUCCCUAUAAAGCCAUCGGACUUGAAGAAAAGGAUCGAAAGCCUGAUUGAUCGGGAAUAUCUAGAGAGAGACAGGAACAAUCCUCAAAUAUACAAUUACCUAGCGUAAAACCAGUUACGAUGCUUCUGUUUUCCGCAUUCGACAUGGGACGUACUUUUGGUUCGAUUUCUUAUGAUCCCCAUGUCUGUGUAUGUACAGGGAUGACUUAUCUUUUCUAGUCUUUUUGAGAAUGUAGAACUUUAACUGUAAAUUAUAAUUGCCGCCAUAUGGUUUUUAUUAUCUACUGCACUAUAACGUGUGAGCG